AUGAAGCUGUCAGUGAAGGAGUUAGUGGAAAAGUGUGAUACUUGCCAGAGAUGCAAGGCUAAGAAUGUUUCCUUACCUGGAUUGCUACAUCCCUUAGCCAUUCCUGAGCAAGCACGGAAGAGUAUUUCCAUGGAUUUCAUUGAAGGGUUGCCUAAGUCCCAAGGGAAGGAGGUGAUCCUAGUGAUUGUAGAUAGGCUCACCAAGUACAACCACUUUAUUGCAUUGACCCAUCCAUAUACUACUGAUAAAGUGGCCAUGGUGUUCAUUGAAAAUGUUUAUAAGCUGCAUGGCCUACCUGAGGAUAUUGUUACUGACAGAGACAAGUGCACUCCAUUUCAGGCUCUCUUUGGCUAUCCACCACCUAUGAUGGCUCUAAGGGCUAGCCAAGGAACUGGAGAGAGGGACUGGUUAUUUGAACAGGAGGAAAUGAUAUCAGUGCUCAAGGAUAACCUCAGAAGGGCUCAAGAUAGAAUGAAACAACAGGCAGAUAAAAGGAGAAGUGAAAGAAGUCUACAAGUGGGGGAUUGGGUCUAUCUCAUGGUUCAGCCUUACAGACAGAUUUCAGUGGCUGAAGGGGAGAUGCUUGCUCAUCCAAUGGUUGUGCUUAACAAGAGGCUUGUCAAGAGAGACAAUAAGGCUGUAACUCAAAUUCUUGUGCAGUGGGCAAAUCUUCCUAAGGAGUCUGCUACUUGGGAAGACUUUUAUCACAUCACUCACCAAUUUCCUACAUUUGAUCCAGGGAUUAAUUAA
Molecule: messenger RNA, 750 nt
Organism: Ipomoea nil (Japanese morning glory)
Lineage: Eukaryota; Viridiplantae; Streptophyta; Magnoliopsida; Solanales; Convolvulaceae
Exons: 3
Coding region: 1-750 (249 amino acids)
Biological process (GO): DNA integration
Molecular function (GO): nucleic acid binding
Source: RefSeq, a predicted model, not a curated record